This is a messenger RNA of Drosophila subobscura, 5262 nucleotides long. RefSeq names its product VWFA and cache domain-containing protein CG16868. Gene Ontology annotation, cellular component: voltage-gated calcium channel complex. The record is from RefSeq and is a predicted model, not a curated record. Lineage: Eukaryota; Metazoa; Arthropoda; Insecta; Diptera; Drosophilidae. Bases 321 to 4718 code for a protein of 1465 amino acids. Gene Ontology annotation, molecular function: voltage-gated calcium channel activity. The transcript has 6 exons.
ACACUAAGCCCUAGUAUUUACAAUGGAAUGUGGAAAAAAAAAUUAAAAACUAAACUAAACCACUAAUUUCCUUAGUUAAAACAAGAUGAUAAGUGCAUUUAAAUGUUAACCAAAAGCUGCCACAAUUCAUUGAACCAAUGAGGAGCCAUUUGCACGGGCGCACGCUGACUAAGCAAGAAAAUAUCUGUACAGAAAUUCCAUAAACAAGAAGACAGCGUGGAAGGCGACAAAAGUGAACCAAUACAGUGAUGCUGAUGCGGUAGCCCGUUUAUUAUGUGCCAGUGGCCCAGUGUCCAUAUUGUUCAAACGAUUCAUACAACAUGUGGCACAGAAGAAGCAGCAGCAGCCUGCACCUCGCGUUGCUUGUCCUGGCAGCGCUGACAUCCACAACUAUCAGUCAACAAGUUCCUCUAAGCAUAGCCAACAAAACUAGCAAUGCCAACAAAGUGCCUACAGAUCUGGGUGUUGUCGAAGGUGCCGCCGGAUUCAUGCCCCUCCAGCAGACAUCGGCGAGCAUUUUCUUUGCCAACUACAACCAGCAGAAUGUGAUGCAGCUGCGCCACAACAUGGAGAGCAAGCUGCGCAGCAUACGCAAUGUGGAGAUGCGAGUGGCCAAGAUACAAGAAAUCUUCGACUCGAUUCACUUCAGCAGCGCAAAUGGUGCAGCUCCGGCUCGUCAGUCGUUCAGCAAUGACAGCGCACAGGCAAAUCCACAGCUGCAGCGUGACUUGAAGCUGUUUAGCAAGCGUCUCAGCAAGAAGCUGCUGAAGGCCACACACUUGGUGCUGGAGCUGCGCGAUUUGUUUCGCUAUAAUCUCAGCAAAGUGCUGCAGUACAGCUACGAGGACGAGGAUGAGGAGCUGGAGAGUGAGUUCGAUAUGGACUCGGAAACGGAGGAGCUGCAUGGCAAGAAACCGGACUCCGCCGCCACCCAGCAUCAGCUCUAUUUGAACACCCAAAUCGAGAGCUGCCAGCCGGACUAUGAGUCGGAACUGGACGCUGCCGCCGCCUCCGCCACAUCCCAGUCGCUGCACUACAACAAACAGCAGAUACAAAUCCUCAACUAUCUCAAGUCGGAUGAUACCCGCGGCGCCUUUCUGAACGAGAACAAUGCUCGCUCCUCGGCUGUCAAUGGCUACAUAGCCGAUCAGCUCUUCCAGCUCAAGCGGCGGCUCAGUCUGAGCGAUGCGGAGGCCUCGAAUACGAGUGGCAAUCACUUCAAGCACAUCUACUUUCUGUCCAACUCGGAUGGAGCGCCUGUAAGCCAGCACUUUCGGCAGCUCUACGUUUCGGCCAUCAAGCAAAAGUUUGUGCUGCUUCUCAUCGAUGUGGGUUCGGCGCUGAAUGCGGAAUUGUUUGAGCUAACCAAGAACUUUGUUCAUGAGCUGCUGCAGCUGCUGGAGGACACCGAUAAACUCUCUCUGGUGACGGUGGCCAGCGAGGCAAACUUUAUGGCUCUGGAUGCCUUCCCCGCGGAAGCCGUACACGGAGUUUACAGCGCCACGCGUGCACACAAGGAGGAGAUUCUGAGCUACGUGAACAGUCUGAGCCGCGCACACGCUUUGACCAACCACACGCUGGGCUUUGAGUAUUCCUUUCAGCUGCUGCGACGCCUGCAGAAGGCGGGCAUGCUCAACACAGCGGAGCAGCCAGUGGAGUUUGUCUAUGUGACGCGUGGCCUGCUGACCAACCUAUCCGAUGCCAUGGCCGUGCUGCGAGUGGUGGCCGAGGGUCAGAGUCACCUCAAAGCUCCAGUGAUCAUCAACACCUGCGCCGUGGUCUUGGAUGAGAAGCGUAUCAUGUACGAGAAGCAAUUCUUGAGCGAUGUGGCCACCCAGAACUACACCAAGUACGAGAUAAAUGUGACGAAAUGGUGGCCCACUGGCCGACAGCCCGCACAGUUGGCUGGACGCUUCUUUGUGCUGAGUAAAAUGCAUGCAGAGACGUUGCUGCCACAAACGAGUUCCCGUAUCUUUGGGCAGCUCUUUGUAGAGCGCUAUCUGACGGACACGCUGGAGGUGCAUCCGCCCAUUGUGGAUGCGGAGAGUGGAGAUGUUUUGGUUUCCAUAACGCAUGCAGUGCCUCCGUAUGGCGUUGUGGGUGUCAACUUGUACCUGGCAGAUCUGCUGGAGGAUCUGCUCAACUAUCCCAGUGCUGCGCCGAGUGCCAGGCAGGGCAGUGGCUAUGCCUUCCUCCUCGAACGCUCCUCGGGCAAUACGCUGGCCCACCCAGCCUUUCCCCGCCCGCUCAUCCAGCGAGAGACCUCGUAUCCCGUGAACAUUGCUUACCUGGAGAACGCCACGGACUUCUCCAGCCACAUAAGGGAGCGCCUGCUGCGGGAGGAGAUGGGCAAUGCUACAACGGAUGUUUAUGUCGGACAGCAGCGGCUGCGGCGCACCUACCACUGGCAAUCCGUACUGGGCAUCUACGUGCUGUGCCUCGUGAGCAGCGGCAACGAUGGCAGGCGGAACGACUCCACGCAGCGUUACAACCUAAAGGACACAGUAUCCAACUACGAGCCGGGCUACUACGGAGAGAGCAUGGACCUGCUGUAUCAUCGAUUGGAUCUCCACCAGGGUGGGAUUGCAAUGCCCAAAAUCUGUCGCUACUUCAGGCAAAUGGCCACAAUGGAUGCGCCCACGCUGUUCCUCAGCGCCGCUGCCUUCGAGUCUCCCUUCGGUUUCCUGCACAACAAUCGGCCGAGCACACAGCUGCGACAUGUGGAGAACAUUAUGGCGUAUCUGAAGGAGCCCAGCGAUGUGCUGGCCAAUCCCGGACUGCGUCCCAGCAUACGGCAUGAGGUGAGUGUGUUGUACCAGGCGCUGCAGCAGCUGCGUCGCCGCCAUCAGGACGCGCGCGGCUCACUGCGAGAGCACAUCAUACGACGCUACAUGGCGAGUGUCAGUGGCGUGCUGCAGCUGUUUCCGGGCUGCCUGCUCAGCAGCAGCUACGAUCCCACGCGGCGGCCAUGGUUCCGCCAGGCCAUGGCCCAGCCGGGGAAGAUUGUGAGCACUGCGCCGUACCUGGAUGCGGGAGGAGCGGGAUACAUUGUCACUCUGGCGCACACCAUCUUCGAGGGCAAGGCGCACGCGCUGCACUCGGCGCAGCAGGAUCGACCCGUGGGUGUGGUCGCCCUGGAUGUGCCCUACGCCUUCUAUUACCGCCUGAUUGUGGAGAGCACGCCGCUGUGCCAGUUGCCGCACAUGAAGUGCUUGAUCUUCGAGCACGAGGGCUACCUGCUGGCCCAUCCCAGCAUGCUGCAGCCGGCGACGCCCACGAGGAACCAGCGACGACCGCACGAGCAUCUCACGCACAAGGAGUCCUACCUGGCCAACGAUAUGCUGAAUCACGGGCAGCUGGUGCGCAAGCUGGGCUGCACCAGCUACCAGAACCGUACGCUGCAGCGUUACUACGCCUUCAACACCUCGCUGGCCAGCAUCCUGGGCAAUGUGGUGCACGGGGAGCGAACCAAGUACGCCAUUGCCCUGAUCCGUGGCAGCAAUCUCUUUGCCGCCGUCCUCAACUCCAGCUGCGACGGGGGAGCCUUCUGUCCGUGCAGCACCAUCGAUCGGGAGUGCCUGAACUGCAAGCGAAUGGACCAAACGGACUGCGAGUGCCCCUGCGAGUGCCCCAUGGUGGGCGAUGGCAACACCUCCUCGUCCUUUGAGUACUACGCCAACUACACGCAGCACUUCCCCUACUGUCUGCCGCCCAGCGAGCACUUUGUGGCCCUGCCACCAACCACCCAGCUGCUGAGCGCGCUGCCCAGCUGCAUGGUAGCCGGUUCGGCGGUGGCUGGCGGCUGCGAGUUGUACUCCAGCCAGAGGGAGUGCCUGGGCGUGAUGGGCUGCGAGUGGUGCCAGCAGGAUGUGGAGGGAAACACCUUCAGUGCCGCUUUCUGCGCGGCCCAAGCGAGCUGCUUCAAUGGUGUGCUGGCCUCGCUGACGCCCUACGGCGAGCUGGACGAGCUGGAGCUGCUGGCUGCGCACAAUCCCCAGAGGGAGCAGCACGCCUACUCCGCCUUUGGGCCGCUCGGAGGUGCCGUCGUGGUGCUUGCCAUUGUGAUUGCCUUUGCCAUUUACUGCUACAGACACAACCUCGAUGCCCAGGCACAGGAACAGUUCUAUGUGGACUCUGUGCAGGAGGAGAACUACGGCCUGCCGCUGUCCCGAUUCAACUUUGACGACUGCAAGGCGCACGAUGAGCCGCCGCUUGGAGGCGGCUACGAUCACACGGCUGCACAGCGACAACUCAUGCAUGCGGCGGAUAUUUCCCCCUAUCACGUGUCCACCGGCAGCAGCUACCGAAGACCGCCCAACGGGGAGUCCGAUCAUGGCUACAGCACCAUGACCCCACACGAGGACAGCUCCGACCAGCAGUGCUUCACGCUGGCCGAGCCGCUGCUGCUGAACGACAAGCGGCACAGCAAGUCGGACACCAUGUCCAUAUCCACCUCCAUAUCGAGUCCAACCAAUCGCCAGCAAUCCUCGACACAGCCCAAUACGCAUCCCUACUUGAGCAAUCAGCCCACCACGAAGACGGAGCGUUACAAGCAUCAGCAGCUGCAGGCCACACCCUCGCCGUGUAGAGGGGCACCAGGUGGUGUCUAUGGCCAGACCACGCUGCCGCUGUGCGCCGUCGAGGGUGAGGAGACGCGACCACACUACAUACUGGCACCCGUCACGGUGCAUCGGCACAUGGAGACCGCCGAGUCGUAGUCCACAUAGAAAUGUUAAGUUUUAGACAGUAAGAACAGUACGCCAGUCUGCCAGUCCGCUUGUUUGCCAAUUAAGUUAAGUGACAGCCCAAACGCAGGGCAGGGCGGGGCGGGGCAGUUCAACUGCCAGCACAGUCCAGAGAUCCAUGACGAGGAUAUGUCCCUAUGUAUAUCUGUUGUUUGCACAGCUCUAAUAAUUGAGAGUUGCCAUUUUUAAUGUGUAUUCGAUUUGUAUUUUUAUUGUACCUUAAAGAUUUAAACAUAAUGUAAUUUAUUGCAACAAAAACACACAAAAGUAUUACUAGCAGCAGCCUACUUCCAAUAUUUUUAGCAUUUACUCGAUAAGGAAACGCACCCGAUUGCCAGAUAAAAAUGUACUUAAGCUGGAUACGCUGAUUCGUAUACCAUUUAUUUGUAAUUAAUUCAAUCCUAAAAUAUGUCCAUAAAGUUACUAAACUACCGAUUUUAGUACUAAUUAAAAUACACUUAUACAAUCACACACGUACACACACAAUAUUACUACCUAUGCUGUAUGUAGCAUUGUA